CACAUGCGCAGACCGCUCUGCCACCUGCUGAAAAUCAGAGGCGAACAAGGAAGUCUGGCCUGGAGAACUGGCUGUCAAGCUAAAAGGAGACAAACUACAUCUCCGCCGCAUAGUAGACAUCUGCUCGCAGGUUGUUAGCUACAUCGGCGUGGCAAGAUGUUUAAGAAACUCAAGCAGAAAAUAAACGAGGAGCAGUCGCCGCAGAGGAAUGCGCAGUCACCACAGCAGGCCCAGAUGGGCAGCGGAGACCGGCGCAGCAGCCAGACCCCUCCAUAUCAUCAUGAUGGCACGCCCUCUCCCAGUGACAGAGAGAUGCUGGCCGGGAUGAUAGCAGAGCCCGCUUUUCUCUCUGAGUAUACUAUCUUUGCUCUGGACCAUUCAAAACGACCCAAAACGGCCCAGGUAGCCAGUGUGAGUGCCUCUAAAGGACCUUCGAGGUCUCCCAGAGGUAGCAUCAAUGGGGAUGGAAGUGCUUCUCCUCUUAGAGAGGAGUCGCAGUCAUUUGCCCAGAAACUACAGCUAAAAGUUCCCUCAAUGGAGUCGCUGAUUCGUGGUGGUGCCAGUCGGGCAGAAAAUCUGUUCCGCUCGCCAUCAAAAGAAAACCUGGUCCGAAGCUCGUCACGUGACUCCCUGACACCUUUGGGAGAGAAUGAUUCCCCGGGAGGCCCCACAUAUGAUCCGCCCUCAGAUAUCGAGAGUGAGGCUGAGGAGCCGCCAGGAAGCGCCGAGUCUCUUUCCAAAGAGCAGUUGGUGCACCGACUGCUCAGAGUGGAGAGGAGUCUGGGGAAGUAUAGAGGGAAGUACUCUGAGCUGGUUACUGCAUACAGAACAGUGCAACGAGAUAAAGAAAAGACGCAGGCCAUCCUCAGUCAGAGUCAGGAUAAAGCUCUUCGCAGGAUAGGGGAGCUGCGGGAGGAGCUUCAAAUGGACCAGCAGGCCAAAAAACACCUACAAGAUGAGUUUGAUGCUGCGCUGGAGGAGAAAGACCAGAUGAUUACUGUCCUCCAAACACAGGUUGCUCUGUUGAAGAAACGAGUCAAGGCGGUGUCUGAUGGGUCGCUGCCACCUGGUGGUGAGGUCCCUCAGCCUGAAGUUGCUGAAGACUCUACUUCUGCUACACAAAGUCCUUCUAAGGAGCAAGAACUAGAGCCUGAAGUCGCUGAGGGAGAGGGCAACACUGAUCCAACCAAACUUCUGGAAGCCCUGCAGAAGAGAGUGAAGAGGCAAGAAAACCUGCUGCAGAAGUGCAAAGAAGUGAUGCGUACGCACAAAGAGCGGAGCGCACAGCUGAGCAGUGAGAAUGAAACUCUGCAGGAGCAGCUGCAGGAGCGACUUCAGGAGCUGGAGAAGAUGAAGGAACUGCACACAACAGAAAAAACUAAGUUAAUCACUCAACUGGGUGAUGCCAAGAACCUCAUUGAACAGCUGGAGCAGGACAAGGGAAUGGUCAUUGCUGAGACCAAGCGCCAGAUGCACGAGACACUGGAAAUGAAAGAAGAGGAGAUUGCACAGCUGCGCUCCAGGUUUCAGCAGGCUACUGCCCAGAAAGAAGAAUUGCAGGAACAGAAAGAGAAGGCUGAGAAAUCAGCUUUUGAGGAACUUGAACGGGCUCUGGGUGUAGCUCAGAGGGCGGAGGAGGCCAAAAAACAGCUGCAGGUUCAGCUGGAGGAGCAAGUUAAAGAAGUUGAAAGGGCCAGUGAGGAAGAGAGGAAGAGUCUGCAGCAGGAGCUCACACGAGUCAAACAGGAGGUUGUCACCAUUAUGAAGAAAUCAUCUGAGGAAACGGUGGCCCAAAUGGAAAAGCGCCAUAGUGAAGCUUUGGCUGCUAAAGAAGAGGAGAUAAGUGAAAGAGUCAACAAAGCUGUGGAGCAGUGCAAAGAGGAGUUUGCACUGUUAGCUAAGGAGCGAGAACAACAGGCCUCUCUGGCUCUGGAGGACGCAGAGUUACAGAAGACAGCUGUAAGGGCAGAAGCUGAUAACAAGGUUAAAGAGAUUCAACUGGAGCUGGAAACUACAAGAACUAGGAUAUUGGAGCUGGAGAGCUCUGUGGGCAAAAUCUCACAAGAUGAAUCAAGUCUCUCCCAUGAACUUUCCAGUCAGCUGGAAGAGCUGAAGAAUAAACACAAAGAGCAAAUCUCUGCAUUAGAGGAAAAGCACCAGGAGCAGCUGGAAAAGCACAAGGGCACCCUAAUCCAGCAGCAUAAUGCUGCUCUUGAGGAACUCAAGGAAAAACACAGAGGUGAAAUGGAAACUCUUCUGAAAGAGAAAGAGCUGCAGUUUCAAGCACAUGUUGAAGACAUGAACCAGAAAACCUUGGAGAAACUGGAUGCCAAGCAGGCAGAGUUCGAGGCACUUUCUGCUGAACUUUCAGAGAUGUUGAAAAGUAACAGCUUCUGGAGGAAAGCUGGUGGCAGCGAAAGAUGCUCAAACAGCAAAGUAAAAAAAGGUUUCAAGAUCAGGUGUCAAAGCACAAUGCAGAGCUUGCAAUCUAAAACAAGAGCAUGCGCAGUCCCUUGGGAGUAUAGAAAAAACACUGAAGGAGGAGCUUAAUGCCGUGAAAUUGUUCUGAAGGAAAAGCAAAAGGAAAUUGACCAACACGUCCAGAAAGAAAAAACACUACAAGGGGAAUCACAUUCCACCCACCACAGGACCUAAAAGUCAAGGUUAAGGAACUGGAGCAGCUCCAGCAGAGUUUAUCACAAUCCCAGCUUGAAAUUGG
This is a messenger RNA of Acanthochromis polyacanthus (spiny chromis), 2719 nucleotides long. RefSeq names its product golgin subfamily A member 4-like. The coding region runs from base 157 to 2550 and encodes 797 amino acids. Gene Ontology annotation, molecular function: small GTPase binding. The record is from RefSeq and is a predicted model, not a curated record. The transcript has 16 exons. Gene Ontology annotation, cellular component: Golgi apparatus. NCBI's taxonomy places the organism in Eukaryota, Metazoa, Chordata, Actinopteri, Pomacentridae. Gene Ontology annotation, biological process: Golgi vesicle transport.